Molecule: messenger RNA, 1446 nt
Organism: Sungouiella intermedia
Lineage: Eukaryota; Fungi; Ascomycota; Pichiomycetes; Serinales; Metschnikowiaceae
Source: the annotation of a GenBank genome assembly
AUGUCCGAAAGUGAGCAUUCCGAAACUGUCAACCAGUUCGCCACUGUUGGUGAACAGGCUCAGGAAGUUGACUCUUCCAUCAACGAAACUGGUGCUGCUGAUGCUGAGGGCCACCCAGUUCAAGAGGUGGAGUCUUUGUGUAUGAACUGUCACAAGAAUGGAACUACCCGUAUGUUGUUGACCAGAAUUCCUUUCUUCCGUGAGAUCAUCAUCAUGUCAUUUGAGUGUCCCCACUGUGGACUCAAGAACAGUGAGAUUCAGCCUGCUGCUCAGAUUGCAGAGAAGGGUUCUCGUUAUGUUUUUAAAAUCGAGAACAAGGAAGAUUUUAACAGACAAGUGGUCAAGAGUGAGACCGCCACCUGCAUGUUCCCUGAGUUGGAGCUUGAAAUUCCUCCAGAAAGGGGCCUGCUUACCAACAUUGAAGGUUUGCUUUCUGAGAUGGUGGAGAACUUGCAGAGUGACCAGCCAGCCAGAAAGGAAUCUCAGCCUGAGAUUCACGACAAGAUCGCUGCCUUCAUUGAGAAGGUGCAGAAGUGUCUCAACGCCGAGGAGGGCUCAUUGCCAUUGACCUUCUACGUUGAUGAUCCAGCAGGAAACUCUUGGAUUGAGUACACUCCAGGCCAGCCUGGCCACAAGUGGUCCAUGUACGAGUACAACCGUACUGCCGAGCAGAAUGUGUUCCUCGGCUUGAUUUCCGCGGACGAGGUUGCCCAACACAAGCAACUUGAGCGUGAACAAAAGAAGGCUGCUACUGAUAACAAUGUGAGUUCCAACUUGGAGAACGACAACCCUAGAUCCACCGGUUUCACUUCCGAUAGCACUGAUAUCGAGAAUUUUGAGAACGAGGUGCAGACUUUUCACGCUACAUGUUCGUCUUGUUACAAGCCAUGCUCUACUCACAUGAAGACCGUCAACAUUCCUCACUUCAAGGACGUGAUCAUCAUGUCCACUGUGUGUGAGCACUGUGGUUUCAAGUCCAACGAGGUCAAGACCGGAGGUGAGAUUCCUCCCAAGGGUAGAAAAGUUACACUUAAGGUGACUGACCCAGAUGACUUGGCUAGAGACAUCUUGAAAUCCGAAACCUGUGGAAUGAAGAUCGCCGAGUUGAACUUGGACUUAACUCCAGGUACCUUGGGCGGUAGAUUCACCACCAUCGAAGGUUUGUUGGAUCAGGUUUAUGAGGAGUUGCAUACUAGAGUGUUCACCCAGACCUCCGACUCCAUGGAUGAGGAGACCAAGCAGAGAUGGUCGUCUUUCUUUGCCAAGUUGCAGGAUGCCGCUCAGGGUAAGAUUGGUUUCACCAUUGUCAUGGAGGACCCAUUAGCAUCGUCGUAUAUCCAGAACGUUUACGCUCCAGACAACGACCCCAACAUGAUCAUUGAGGAUUUCGAGAGAACUCACCAGCAGAAUGAGGACUUGGGAUUGAACGACAUGAAGGUUGAUUAA